Molecule: messenger RNA, 2427 nt
Organism: Betta splendens (Siamese fighting fish)
Lineage: Eukaryota; Metazoa; Chordata; Actinopteri; Anabantiformes; Osphronemidae
Product: Y+L amino acid transporter 2
Exons: 10
Coding region: 165-1682 (505 amino acids)
Biological process (GO): amino acid transmembrane transport
Cellular component (GO): membrane
Molecular function (GO): L-amino acid transmembrane transporter activity
Source: RefSeq, a predicted model, not a curated record
GUGCUGGAAAAACACACGCUGUGUUUGUGCCGCGCUGUCUGGGUUGCAACACACCGACCUGUUGCUACCUGGGAUCUCAACAUGGUCCAGUGGUUCUGAGCAGCUCUGACCCGAGGACGACUGUGUUUAUUAGGACAAAAAGGAUUGACCUCAAAUAAGGCAUAAUGGGGGACCUGAGGCAGAAGAUGGGUCACAUGUCACAGACAAUAUGUCCAAGCUCGCGAGCCUCAUCCGACGAGGACCUGAAGGCCUCGAAGGGAGCGGACGAGGGGAAAAUGCAGAUGAAGCGAGAGAUCUCCCUGCUCAACGGCAUCUGCCUCAUCGUGGGCAACAUGAUCGGCUCCGGCAUCUUCGUCUCGCCCAAGGGGGUGCUCAUGCACAGCGCCUCCUACGGCCUGGCGCUGCUCAUCUGGGCCCUGGGCGGCGUCUUCUCCGUGUUCGGGGCCCUGUGCUACGCCGAGCUCGGCACCACCAUCACCAAGUCGGGCGCCAGCUACGUCUACAUCCUGGAGUCGUUCGGCGGCUUCCUGGCCUUCGUGCGCCUGUGGACGUCCAUCCUGCUGAUCGAGCCGGCCAGCCAGGCCGUGAUCUCGCUCACCUUCGCCAGCUACCUGCUGGAGGCCUUCUACCCCACCUGCCAGCCGCCGUACGACGCCGUGCGCCUCAUCGCCGCGGCCUGUCUGUGUCUGCUCAUCUUCAUCAACUGUGCCUACGUGAAGUGGGGGACGCUGGUGCAGGACGUCUUCACCUACGCCAAGCUCAUGGCGCUCCUGCUCAUCAUCGUCGUCGGCCUCGUGAAGCUGUCCUUCGGAGAAGCAAAGAACUUUGAGAGUCCGUUGGAGGGAUCGUCCACAGACCCUGGAGCCGUGGCCUUGGCCCUGUACUCGGCCCUGUUCUCCUACUCCGGCUGGGACACGCUCAACUUUGUCACGGAGGAGAUAAAGAACCCAGAGAGGAACCUGCCCCUGGCCAUCGCCAUAUCCAUGCCCAUCGUGACCAUCAUCUACCUGCUGACCAACGUGGCCUACUACGUGGUUCUGGACAUGCCGUCUCUGCUGGCCAGCGACGCCGUCGCCGUGACCUUUGGGAACGCUGUGCUGGGGCCAUUUCACUGGAUCAUGCCCGUGUCGGUGGCCAUGUCCUGCUACGGAGGCCUCAACGCUUCCAUCAUUGCCGCCUCACGGUUGUUCUUCGUCGGCGCCAGAGAGGGUCACCUCCCCAACAGCUUGAGUCUGAUCCACAUGCAGCGUUACACACCCAUACCUGCGCUGCUGUUCAACGGGCUGAUGGGUCUGAUCUUUCUCUGCGUGGAGGACGUGUUCCAGCUCAUCAACUACUUCAGCUUUAGCUACUGGCUCUAUGUGGGCCUGUCGGUGGCCGGCCUCAUCUACCUGCGAAUCACCCAGCCAGACAGACACAGGCCCGUCAAGCUGACCCUGUUCUUCCCCAUCAUCUACUGCCUGUGCAGCGUGUUCUUGGUCAUCGUUCCUCUCUACGGAGACACCGUCAACUCUCUGAUCGGCAUCGGCAUCGCGCUGUCCGGGGUGCCGGUCUAUUACGUCACCGUUUACCUGCCGAAGGAGAGGAGGCCCCGAUUCAUAGGCAGGUUGAACGCCUUCGCCACCAGAUACGCGCAGACGCUGCUCUGCUGCUGCCUGAGCGAGGCCGACGCGGAGACGUAGCCGCGAGCUACGGGCCAACACUGUCCACUGAGGGGCUGCACGCGGACCCGCCUCAUCGCGGCGGUGGGAGGAGGAGGAGGAGGAGGAGGAGAGGACAAAAAGCCCCGACGCCUCAAAUGACCUGGAAGGAGAUCACACCUGUGGGCGCGUUCUUACAGAAACCAAGAUAUAUCUUCCAUGAGGAUUUAACAGCGGGAUUAAAUUAUGUACAGUAGCUCAAGCUCCCUUUGAUUUUAAAUAGCUGAUUUGACUCUAUUUACAUGCUUCAUGAAUAUAACUUCAUAUUCACCCUGUGGGUAUUUGAGUGCACUUUUUUUUUUCCUGGCGCUUUCACCAAACUCACCGCUCACAGACUUUAACAUUUGAACUAUGCGAGCAGUGGUUUAUCUGUGAUGCAUUAAGUUAUGCAGCCUCUCGUGUCAAUAAAAUACCAGUCACACAACAAAGGGAAUCAUGUUUGACUGGUUUAUCUGCUACAGACCAAGGCCACGUGAUGUGACUGGAUGCUGUGGCCGCGUUUGGCUGUGACUGGAAGUUGGACGAAGCCCGGCCUUGAAUAAACCAAAGACCCAACGCACCUUAGCAGCUCAAAGCCAAAUAAAUAGAAACAAAUGUUUAUCUUUAGCACUUUUUUACAGUGUUUAAUAAAUCAAGCGUUUGGUUUAAAAAUGUUUUAUUUUUUUGCAGCGUUGACAAAUGUUAACUUUGUCUUCUAUAUUAAAGAAUUCAGUUUCUUACAUUAAAA